AGAUUCGUUUCAUCACAAACGAUCUCGUCUCUCUCUCCGCUCUCUCGCUCUUUCUUUUCUUCGUGUAUUUUUUUCUUUUUGAUUAAGUAGUUUUAAAAAACCUAAAAGCUGUCCGUUCUUAAGAAAGCAAGCAAACAACCCUUUUGUCGUUCAGUAUUGUUAUUGUUAAAAGAUAAAGCGGGAAAGAAAGCCUUGUUCUUCCGCUUCUGUUAUUUGUCUCUUCCUUAUCGAAGACCCCGUUGGCUGUUUUAGUUUGUUGUCAUUCACGCUGGUGACUACUGUUUGUUUAAACAGAAAAUUCCCCCCAAAACUCACACGCACGUGCUCUCCGUUCCGUCGUUCCGUAGCUCUCGCAUUCCCGCACACGACCAGACCCACGCGUCCCUCCCCCUCACACCCACGAUCAUCCUCAGCACAGUGAAAGGAAGGAGAAAAGGAAAGAAAGGCCCUCCAGACCGAUCUGCAUCUCGUCUUCUUUUUUUCUGCUGCCUUCUCCCGCUUCAUCAAGAGAAAAACACCUGCUGAAAACUCAAAGUACAAGAGAAGAGCGAUGCCACCGAAGACUGCCGCGUCGGUUGUGCGCAACGGCGCAUCGAAGCCGCACCCCAAGAGCAACGACCGCCACGCCCCGAAGGAGGAGGCCACCGCUCCGGUGCACACCGGCCCGCAGGUGAAGUCGCAGAUCGUCAACGCCGCCCCGGCGCCGGCGGGGAAGACUUUUUUGGAUGCCCUGCGCACGGGCACGAGGCCGGCGGCGCCGGUUGCAGCGGCAAAGGUUGUUGUCCCUGCGGCUGCCCCUGUCCCUGCUGCGGCGGCCGCUGCUGCCCCUGCGGCGGAGGAGCCCGUAGCUGCUGCUGCCCCUGCGGCAGCGAAGAAGGCGUCGCCCGUGCCGGAGGCGGCGAAGGCGGUGUCGCCGUCCCCUGCCCCAGCGGUGGAGACGCCGGAUGAGACGGCGGCGGUGGAGGAGGCCGCCGCUGCGGUGGUGGCGGAGCCCAUCGCGGCUCCGCAGCCGGAGCCGGUUGUAGAGGCGGCCCCUGCGCCGGCCCCGGAGCCCGCGCCGGAGGUGGUGGCCGCCCCGGAGGCCGCCGCGGCUGCCGCGCCUGCGGUGGCCCACGUCCCGGACACGAACUUCAGCUGGGCGGAUGAGGAUAUCCAGUUCCAGAUUCGUCAGCCGCAGUACUCCGCCGAGUACCCGACGGCGGUGUUAGAGAACCUGGCUCGCAACGUCGCCUUCAAGGCGCCGGAGGAGCAGAGCACCAUGACCUCCGCGAUCGAGAAUUUGAACCGCGAGCGGGCCGCCUUUGAGCAGACGAAGCGCACCCACGAGGACGCGCUGAAGAACCGCGAGAUGGAGCUGAACUCGAUGGAGGCGUCUCUGCAGGCCCGCGAGCGCCAGCUGCACGCCGGCACGGAGGCGCUGCGCGUGGACCGGCAGCAGCUGCAGACGCAGCAGGCGCAGCUCCAGGCCCAGCAGGCGCAGUUCCAGGCGCAGCAGGCCGCCGCCGCCCAGGCGGCGCAGCAGCGCACGUCGCAGACGCAGUCCCCCGCGGCGCAGGUCUCCCCCCGCCCGGCGCCGUCGUCGCAGUCCCCGCAGAUUCAGCAGCAGCACCCCCAGCCGCUGCAGCAGCCGCCGCAGACCCGCAGCAGCAUGUACAUGGGUGGCGCCGGCUACGGCAUGUCCGAGUGGGUCCCCGACCAGCGCGGCUGGGCGAACGAGGGGGCGAUGGGCGGGGCGCCGAACUUCGACAUGUAUCAGAACACCUACCAAGGCAACUACGGUCCGCGCAGCUACCACAUGCAGGGCGGACACCGCGGUGGCAUGCGUGGCGGUCUGCAGCCGCAGCAGUUCAGCGGCAGUCGCGCUCCGCCGAUGAUGGCGCAGCAGCAGCAGCAGUACAGCCGUCCAAUGCCGCAGGUCGGCAACCCGCGCCCCCAGCAGCAGCAGCCCGGCAUGGAUUUGGGCUUCCGCCCUCAGCAGCAGCAGUACAACUCCGUCCAGAACAGCGGCUACCCGCAGCAGCGCCCUCACUGGUAA
Messenger RNA from Leptomonas pyrrhocoris, 2035 nucleotides. RefSeq lists its product as hypothetical. NCBI's taxonomy places the organism in Eukaryota, Euglenozoa, Kinetoplastea, Trypanosomatida, Trypanosomatidae. Bases 551 to 2035 code for a protein of 494 amino acids. The record is from RefSeq and is a predicted model, not a curated record. The transcript has a single exon.